AGAACUAUUUUCGUUGGUGCUAAGAUCUAUGCCUGCGGCAACCAAGGGUUUCUGUGUUUUUAAUGGUAGAAUUGUCCAACACACAUAUUUCGCAGUAAAUUAAUUACAUGAUUCGAUUUGAAACUGUUUGAAGGAGAGACGUGAUUUAAUAAGCAUGAUUGAUCCCUGCCUUUGAGGAAUUUCGGUAUUUUUUACUUGAAGUUCGAGGGUUCUGUACUUCUUAAUUGAAACACCUCACCCACCGUAUAAUUGAGGGUCGUAGAGGGGUUUUCGAAAACAAAAAGGUGUCGUUGCUGGGGAAUAAAAUCUGGUAUAUUGUGGACAAGGAUGAACAGGAUUACAGAUGUACACUAAGUGAAGUGGGUUUUCCCAAUCUGAGCUGUAAUCCUCGCCUUCCUCCCUGCUCAAAGGGUUUGGGUUCAACCAGGAACGAGGAAUUUUGUUUCCUCUUCAGCGUUGUGAACCUUCUCUCACCUGCCACGAAGUUUUUAAUUGCUGCAGUGCGAGACUGGGAAGACAGUGCUUUAAGUUCAAAUUCUGUGGUUGGGUUUCAAUUUUCAAGGCUCACAAAGAGGCUAUGAGGGCUGUGGUGCAGCGAGUCACGUCUGCACGCAUUGAGGUGGAUGGCAAGAUAGUAUCCGAAAUUGGCGAUGGCCUGCUGGUGCUUGUGGGACUCCUCGACUCCGACACUGACGUAGACUCCGAAUUCAUCUGCCGAAAGAUCCUCAACAUGCGCCUAUUCCAGAACGAGAAGACUGGCAAAUCGUGGGACCAGAACGUGAUGCAAAAGAAUUAUGAAGUCUUGCUUGUCAGCCAGUUCACUUUGUACGGAGUGUUGAAAGGCAACAAACCGGACUUCCAUGUAGCCAUGCCCCCGCAGCUUGCCAAAUCAUUUUAUGAAUCCCUUGUCCAAAGAGUUCGGAAAGCUUACAAACCUGACGCUGUGAAAGACGGGGUUUUUGGAGCAAUGAUGCAGGUCUCUCUGGUAAAUGACGGCCCCGUCACCAUGAAUCUUGAUUCCCGCAAAGAAUCUAGCGCUGAAUCUGGCAUUUCAAAUGACUUUUUGAAAAAAUCCUCUGCAAAGAAUGCUGUUCAAAGCCCUAAGUGUAACACCCCGCAGAAGGUAGCGCAGGCUAAGUUAUCCCUUAAAGUUCAUCAUUUUGGUGCUAGGAUCAGGCAAAUCAACUCUUCUGUCAUUCCUUGGAUUCUCCCCAGGGGUGCAUAUCAUUCUGCCUGUAGGAUGUUGAAAUACUAAGCACGAUCCACAUCCAUGUACUCUGGGGAUUGCAAAUACCUAUUGCUAUUAGACACAUUUCUUUAGAUUUGUGUCGAUUGGUGAAGCUUU
Physcomitrium patens is the source of this 1345-nucleotide messenger RNA. RefSeq lists its product as uncharacterized. Gene Ontology annotation, cellular component: cytoplasm. Gene Ontology annotation, biological process: tRNA metabolic process. Lineage: Eukaryota; Viridiplantae; Streptophyta; Bryopsida; Funariales; Funariaceae. The record is from RefSeq and is a predicted model, not a curated record. Gene Ontology annotation, molecular function: D-tyrosyl-tRNA(Tyr) deacylase activity.